AUGCCCGUGUCUCCUAGGAGCCUCUGUAGUGCCACCUUCAAGGGUGAGCGCGAGGCUCUGCGGGCCGGCGACGCGCGGGUUUGGAGGAGUGUGGACGCGAGCUGUCUGCGGGAGGCGCCCCUCGCUAGCGGGCCCCGGAGAUCCCGGGCCGACAGACUGAGCAUUUUGGACACUUUAUCGCAGAUGCGUAACACUAAUUCGUCGGUAAAAUCCAUGCAAACAACAAUGGGUGAUUGUUUAAAAACUAAAGUUUCCUUUGAAGUGUUAUGUGCCAAGAACCUUGCAAAGAAAGAUUUCUUCAGACUCCCCGACCCCUUUGCAAAGAUUGUGGUGGAUGGAUCUGGGCAGUGCCACUCAACGGACACUGUGAAAAACACACUGGACCCAAAAUGGAACCAGCACUAUGAUCUAUAUGUUGGGAAAACUGAUUCCAUAACCAUCAGCGUGUGGAACCACAAGAAGAUUCACAAGAAGCAGGGAGCUGGCUUUCUGGGCUGUGCGCGGCUGCUUUCCAACGCCAUCAGCAGAUUAAAAGAUACUGGAUACCAGCGUUUGGAUCUAUGCAAACUAACUCCCUCAGAUACUGAUGCAGUUCGUGGCCAAAUAGUGGUCAGUUUACAGACACGAGACAGAAUAGGCACUGGAGGGUCUGUGGUAGACUGCCGAGGACUGUUAGAGAAUGAAGGAACUGUGUAUGAAGACUCAGGACCUGGAAGGCCUCUCAGCUGCUUCAUGGAGGAGCCAGCCCCUUACACAGACAGUACUGGUGCUGCGGCUGGGGGAGGGGACUGCAGGUUUGUGGAAUCCCCAAGUCAAGAUCAAAGGCUCCAGGCACAGCGACUUCGAAAUCCUGAGGUCCGGGGGUCACUACAGACACCUCAGAACCGUCCCCACGGCCACCAGUCGCCAGAACUGCCCGAAGGCUAUGAGCAAAGGACAACGGUGCAGGGGCAAGUUUACUUUUUGCACACGCAGACUGGAGUUAGCACGUGGCACGACCCCAGGAUACCAAGUCCCUUGGGGACCAUUCCUGGGGGAGAUGAAGCUUUUCUAUGCGAUUUCCUUCUACAAGGCCAUACAUCUGAGCCCAGAGACCUUAACAGCGUGAACUGUGAUGAACUCGGACCACUGCCACCAGGCUGGGAAGUCAGAAGUACAGUCUCGGGGAGAAUAUAUUUUGUAGAUCAUAAUAACCGAACAACCCAGUUUACAGACCCAAGGUUACAUCACAUCAUGAAUCACCAGUGCCAACUAAAGGAGCCCAGCCAGCCGCUGCCAUUGCCCAGCGAGGGCUCGGUGGAGGAUGAGGAGCUUCCCGCCCAGAGAUACGAGAGGGAUUUAGUCCAGAAGCUGAAGGUCCUCAGACACGAGCUUUCGCUUCAGCAACCCCAAGCUGGUCAUUGCCGCAUCGAAGUAUCCAGAGAAGAAAUAUUUGAGGAGUCUUAUCGCCAGAUCAUGAAGAUGCGGCCAAAGGAUCUGAAGAAGCGACUGAUGGUCAAGUUCCGGGGAGAAGAAGGUUUGGAUUAUGGCGGAGUGGCCAGGGCCCGUGUCCGUGGUCCUCAGCAGACAGCGCUGCCCCGACCGCAUGUUGCCCUCCAGCUCCCUGGCCCCCCGCUCGGGGCCUAUCCGUCCUAUCUGUCGUUGUUCCUCCGAACGUGCCCCCUGCUUCUCACUGUCCUGCACAGGCUGCUGCUCGGCAGCAGCCGGCUUUACAUGUUGCAAAUCAACCCGGAUUCUUCGAUCAACCCCGACCAUCUGUCUUAUUUCCAUUUUGUGGGUCGGAUCAUGGGUCUCGCCGUAUUCCACGGACACUACAUAAACGGGGGCUUCACGGUUCCCUUCUAUAAGCAGCUACUGGGGAAACCCAUCCAGCUCUCUGAUUUGGAGUCGGUGGACCCAGAACUCCAUAAGAGCUUAGUGUGGAUUCUAGAGAACGAUAUCACCCCUGUGCUAGACCACACUUUCUGUGUGGAACACAAUGCUUUCGGGAGGAUUCUUCAGCAUGAACUGAAACCCAAUGGCCGCAACGUUCCCGUCACAGAGGACAACAAGAAAGAAUAUGUCCGGUUGUAUGUAAAUUGGAGGUUCAUGCGGGGGAUUGAAGCCCAGUUCUUGGCUCUUCAGAAGGGGUUUAAUGAACUCAUUCCUCAACACUUACUGAAGCCGUUUGACCAGAAGGAACUGGAGCUGAUCAUAGGCGGCCUGGAUAAGAUCGACGUGAGCGACUGGAAGUCCAACACUCGGCUGAAGCACUGUGUGGCCGACAGCAACAUCGUCCGCUGGUUCUGGCAGGCCGUGGAGACCUUCGACGAGGAGAGGAGGGCCAGGCUGCUGCAGUUUGUGACCGGGUCCACGCGGGUCCCUCUCCAAGGCUUCAAGGCUUUGCAAGGUUCUACAGGCGCGGCAGGGCCCCGGCUCUUCACCAUCCACCUGAUCGACGCCAAUACAGACAACCUUCCGAAGGCCCACACCUGCUUUAAUCGGAUCGACAUUCCACCUUACGAGUCGUAUGAGAAGCUCUACGAGAAGCUGCUGACGGCCGUGGAGGAGACUUGCGGGUUUGCCGUGGAGUGA
This is a messenger RNA of Puma concolor (puma), 2574 nucleotides long. The record is from RefSeq and is a predicted model, not a curated record. NCBI's taxonomy places the organism in Eukaryota, Metazoa, Chordata, Mammalia, Carnivora, Felidae.